UUCAUCAUGCUCAGGGUCCGGCCCCGAGCGCCGCUUCCGCCGCCCCGCCUGCCGUACCGCCCGGGGCCGCCGGCUCAUGCCCUGUCCGCGCCCGGCGCUGCUUAGAGCCGCCUGCGCCGCUCUGCUGCUCUCGCUGCCUCCACGGCUCCCGGCCCGGCCUCCGCUCCCGCCCCGCCGGCCGCUCCGCACGCGCACCCCCGCCGCGACCUUAUUCCCCGCGGCCGCCUCCGGGAGCAGCAUGGACGGCGCCGGGGCUGAGGAGGUGCUGGCACCUCUCAGACUAGCAGUGCGCCAGCAGGGAGAUCUGGUGCGAAAACUGAAGGAAGAUAAAGCUCCCCAAGCAGAUGUAGACAAAGCAGUAGCUGAGCUCAAAGCCCGGAAGAGGGCUCUCGAAGCAAAGGAGCUGGCGUUGCAGCCCAAAGACGACAUCGUAGACAGAGCGAAAAUGGAAGACACCCUGAAGAGGCGGUUCUUCUACGAUCAAGCUUUUGCUAUUUACGGAGGGGUCAGUGGUCUGUACGACUUCGGCCCGGUCGGAUGUGCUCUGAAGAACAACAUUAUUCAGACCUGGAGGCAGCACUUCAUCCAGGAGGAGCAGAUCCUGGAGAUCGACUGCACCAUGCUCACUCCCGAGCCAGUGUUAAAGACCUCUGGCCACGUAGACAAAUUUGCUGACUUCAUGGUGAAAGACGUGAAAAAUGGAGAGUGUUUUCGCGCUGACCAUCUAUUAAAAGCUCAUUUACAGAAACUGAUGUCUGACAAGAGGUGUUCUGCCGAGAAGAAAUCAGAGAUGGAGAGUGUCUUGGCUCAGCUCGAUAACUAUGGACAGCAAGAACUUGGGGAUCUUUUUGUGAAUUACAAUGUUAAGUCCCCCAUUACUGGGAACGACCUCUCCCCUCCCGUGUCUUUUAACUUGAUGUUCAAGACCUUCAUUGGGCCUGGAGGAAACAUGCCUGGGUACUUGAGACCGGAAACUGCACAGGGGAUUUUCCUCAAUUUCAAGCGACUUUUGGAGUUCAACCAAGGAAAGUUGCCGUUCGCUGCAGCGCAGAUCGGAAAUUCCUUCAGAAACGAGAUCUCCCCGCGGUCCGGGCUGAUCCGAGUCAGAGAAUUCACAAUGGCAGAAAUCGAGCACUUCGUAGACCCCAGCGAGAAGGAGCACCCCAAGUUCCAGACCGUGGCGGACCUGCACCUUUGUUUGUAUUCCGCCAAAGCUCAGGUCAGCGGGCAGUCUGCUCGGAAAAUGCGCCUAGGGGACGCUGUUGAACAGGGUGUGAUUAACAACUCCGUGUUGGGCUAUUUCCUUGGACGCAUCUACCUCUACCUCACAAAGGUUGGAGUGUCGCCAGACAAGCUCCGCUUCCGGCAGCACAUGGAGAAUGAGAUGGCCCAUUACGCCUGUGACUGCUGGGAUGCCGAGUCCAAGACGUCCUACGGCUGGAUUGAGAUCGUCGGAUGUGCCGACCGGUCCUGUUACGACCUUUCCUGUCACGCGCGAGCCACCAAAGUCCCACUGGUAGCUGAGAAGCCGCUGAAAGAGCCCAGAACCGUCAACGUUGUUCAGUUUGAGCCCAACAAGGGCGCAGUUGGCAAGGCGUAUAAGAAGGACGCGAAGUUGGUGAUGGAGCACCUUGCUGUGUGUGAUGAGUGGUACAUUACGGAAAUGGAGAAGCUGCUGAAUGAAAAGGGGGAGUUCACUGUUGAAACUGAAGGGAAAACAUUUCAGUUGACGAAAGACAUGGUCAGUGUGAAGAGAUUCCAGAAAACACUAUAUGUGGAAGAGGUCGUCCCGAAUGUCAUCGAGCCCUCCUUCGGCCUGGGCAGGAUCAUGUACACGGUGUUUGAACACACGUUUCACGUGCGCGAGGGGGAUGAGCAGAGAACGUUCUUCAGCUUCCCGGCCGUGGUGGCUCCGUUCAAAUGUUCCGUCCUUCCCCUGAGCCAAAACCAGGAGUUCAUGCCAUUCGUCAGGGAAUUAUCGGAAGCCCUGACCAGGAACGGUGUCUCCCACAAAGUGGAUGAUUCCUCUGGGUCCAUCGGAAGACGAUACGCCAGGACCGAUGAGAUUGGCGUGGCUUUCGGCAUCACCAUCGACUUCGACACCGUGAACAAGACCCCGCACACAGCGACUCUGCGGGACCGGGACUCCAUGCGGCAGAUUCGAGCAGAGGUUUCUGAACUGCCCAGUGUGGUCCGAGAUCUGGCCAAUGGCAGCAUCACGUGGGCUGAUGUGGAGGCCAGGUACCCUCUCUUUGAAGGGCAGGAAACUGGAAAGAAAGAGACAAUCGAGGAUUGAGGACAUUUUCUGCAACUUUUGACCAUUUGCACUAAAAAAAUAAAACCUUAAACUCAUAUCAUGCCCACUUUACAAAAAAACUGUGUUGUGGUCGCUCCCGGGGACUGCAUCUCACCCUUGGUGGCCGCGGAGCGCACCCCAUUAAAGCGGAGCAGUUCCGAACCA
Messenger RNA from Artibeus jamaicensis (Jamaican fruit-eating bat), 2461 nucleotides. It is a transcript of the gene GARS1, whose product is annotated as glycyl-tRNA synthetase 1. The transcript has 17 exons. The coding region runs from base 77 to 2296 and encodes 739 amino acids. The record is from RefSeq and is a predicted model, not a curated record. Gene Ontology annotation, molecular function: ATP binding; glycine-tRNA ligase activity. Lineage: Eukaryota; Metazoa; Chordata; Mammalia; Chiroptera; Phyllostomidae. Gene Ontology annotation, cellular component: cytoplasm; mitochondrion. Gene Ontology annotation, biological process: mitochondrial glycyl-tRNA aminoacylation.